Messenger RNA from Adineta ricciae, 1059 nucleotides. The record is from the annotation of a GenBank genome assembly. NCBI's taxonomy places the organism in Eukaryota, Metazoa, Rotifera, Eurotatoria, Adinetida, Adinetidae.
AUGCUCGUCCGAGAAGUUAACACACCAACGACCACAAGCAACCAGUACCGCCGUUCCGAAUCUAUCUGGCGUGUCUUUAUUGAUAUUAUUUGUCUCUCAAUCUUACUCGCUGCAUCGCUCGUUUCACAUUAUCUCAUUGAACCGUUUACACGUGGAUUCUUUUGUUCGGAUACAUCAAUAAGAUAUCCGUACAAAGGUGACACGAUUCCUUUCUAUGCAGCAGCUAUUUUAUCGGUUGUACUUCCGAUUAUUUGGAUGUGGAUAACAGAAUUUGCUAAGCGAUUUUAUUACAAUCGAUAUCCCAAGGAAGUGUUUUUAACACGUUUAGAAUGCUGCGGUGGAAGAAUAACAACUAUCACACCAUUCGUGCGUAAUUUAUAUAUUCUAACUGUUGUUUUUGGUUAUGGCUAUCUUUCUACAUGGAUUUUAACGGAAAUCACCAAGAACUUUGUGGGCGAAUUAAGACCACAUUUUCUUGCAGUAUGUCAGCCAACGAUCGACUGCUCAACUCUCUCGUUAGAUCAGUUUAAUUCCUAUUUACAAUUCGGAAUUAAUUAUACAUGUUUAAACACUAAUUCUGAUCUUGUCCGCGAUGCUCGUCGAUCAUUCUUCAGUGGACAUACGUCGCCAAUCUUUUUUGGCUUCGGAUGGCUGAUUAUGUAUAUUCAUGUGUCAUGGUCAUGGCGUUAUCUUGGCAUUAUUGGUAAUAUGUUUCAAACAGGUCUCGCUAUACUUGGCCUAUUUAUUGGCUAUUCGCGUAUAUUUGAUUUUCAUCAUCAUUGGAAUGAUGUGUUAGUUGGUGGAAUUGUGGGCUCACUCGUGGCAUUCGUUUCAUUUAAGUUUAUACUCGAUUGGCAUCGUUAUAGUCCAAACUUCUUACCAUAUAUAAUUUCAAAUAAAGCAGAGAAACAAAUCUCAUCGAUCGAUGGAAACAUUCCAAUCGAUACUUCACUUAGUACGCUUCGUCUCCAUCCAAAUCAUGACCGUGUAGCAAACCGAUUCAAUCGAAAUUAUUAUGAUGCUGAUCAUCAUUUUGUCGAACAGAAUCAUCACUUCUAA